Molecule: messenger RNA, 684 nt
Organism: Amorphotheca resinae ATCC 22711
Lineage: Eukaryota; Fungi; Ascomycota; Leotiomycetes; Helotiales; Amorphothecaceae
Exons: 3
Coding region: 1-684 (227 amino acids)
Biological process (GO): N-terminal peptidyl-glutamic acid acetylation
Cellular component (GO): NatA complex
Molecular function (GO): protein N-terminal-serine acetyltransferase activity; protein-N-terminal-glutamate acetyltransferase activity
Source: RefSeq, a predicted model, not a curated record
AUGGAUAUCCGACUGCUGCAACCGUCUGACAUACCGCAUGUCCAACAUGCCAACAUUACCAACCUGCCAGAGAACUAUUUCAUGAAAUACUACCUCUACCAUGCAUUGUCCUGGCCCCAGCUUUCCUACGUAGCCGUCGACGUCUCGCGGCCUAAAAAAACCCCUUACGAUUACCCGCGCAUCGUAGGCUAUGUACUGGCCAAGAUGGAGGAGGAUCCCCCGGACGGAGUGCAGCACGGUCACAUUACCAGUCUCAGCGUGAUGAGAACGCACCGACGGCUAGGAAUCGCCGAGAAGUUGAUGCGACAGGCUCAACGAGCAAUGGUCGAAACUUUCGGCGCCCAAUACGUCUCCCUCCAUGUGCGUAUGUCCAAUAGCGCGGCUCUACAUCUUUACCGCGAUACCUUGGGGUUCGAACAGGAGAAGGUCGAGGCGAAGUACUACGCUGAUGGCGAGGAUGCGUACUCGAUGAAGCUGGACCUUGGGUUCAUCAGAGAGCAGAUUGUGGACGAGGAGGACGACGCGGAGGAUUUGGAUGAGGGCGAACCGGUAGGCGAGCUGGGUAAGAAGGAUGGGGAGAAAGAGUUAAAUGGGAAGGGAGCCGGCAAGAAGAGAAAGGUCAAGGUCGGUAGAGGGCUGGGUGUUGGGGAGUUGGUGGAGAGGAAUGAGAGCCAGAAAGCUUAG